AUGGCAGUGCAGGUUCAGCCCGAUGGCACACUCGUGUCUCGCGUUCACAGCAGAAUAGGCCUGCUGGGCAACCCCAGCGAUGGAUUCGAGGGCGCCUGUGUCUCUCUAAGCUUGGCCAACUUCUACGCCGAGGUGACGCUGGCGCCCUCCGCCAAGCUGCGCUUCCUGCCCAACCCCGAGUGCGACCCGCUGGAGUUCGGCAGCCUGGCAGCCUGCGCCUCCCACAUCCGCGGCUGCGGCUACUAUGGCGGCCUCAGGCUGCUGCAGGCCAUGGCCAAGCGGUUCCUCGAGCACUGCCAGGAGCGGGGCAUCCGCCUGCCGCCAUCAGCCGGCAACUUCAGCCUGGCGUACCGGACCACCAUCCCGCGGCAGUGCGGCCUCAGCGGCUCCUCUGCCAUCGCCUGCGCCGCGCUCAACUGCCUGCUGCGCCACUACGGCGUGGAGGGGGCGGUGCCGCCGCCGCAGCGGCCGCAGCUGGUGCUGAGCGCUGAGCAGGACCUUGGGAUCACAGCGGGGCUGCAGGACCGUGUGGUGCAGGUGUAUGGCGGCCUGGUGGCGAUGGACUUCUCCCAGGCGGCCAUGCGGCAGCGUGGGUACGGGCGGUACGAGUCGCUGGACCCCGCCCUGCUGCCGCCGCUGCACCUCAUCUACCGCAGGGCGGCGGCGCCAGGCAAGGACAGCGGCAGGGUGCACUCAGACGUCAAGCAGCGCUGGCUGGCGGGGGACGAAAGCGUCAGGCGCCUGAUGCAGCAAGUGGCGGCACUGGCGGAACAAGGCGUGAAGGCGCUGCGGCAGCGGGACGCGCACCGCCUAGCUCUGCUCAUGAACGAAAACCUUCGGCUGCGGCGGUUGAUGUAUGGGGAUGCUGUGGUGGGAGCCGACAACCUGGCUAUGGUGAAGGCGGCAGCGUCGGUCGGAGCUGCAGCCAAGCUGACGGGCAGCGGCGGCGCGGUGGUGGCGCUGUGCCCCGAGGGACCGCACCAGGCGGAGAGGUUGUGGCAGGCGUGUGAGCAGCGGGGGCUUGCGUGCGAGGAGGUGGUGGUGGGGCCCGCGCUGCAUGCGGCUGUUCCAUAG
Molecule: messenger RNA, 1074 nt
Organism: Chlorella variabilis
Lineage: Eukaryota; Viridiplantae; Chlorophyta; Trebouxiophyceae; Chlorellales; Chlorellaceae
Exons: 5
Coding region: 1-1074 (357 amino acids)
Molecular function (GO): ATP binding
Source: RefSeq, a predicted model, not a curated record